AUGGAUCCCGCCGCAUACGGCGAACUCUUGAACGGGGCUAACCUUCGUGCCUCCCACUUCCACGUCUACGAGGCCAUUCCUAAGCUUCGCGGCGAAGUAAAUUGGUCGACGUGGAAAAGAGACUUUUGCGAAGCUCUCGAGGCCCAAGGCUCAGCAAAUCUUGGGAUCUUGCGCGGUGAGAGCACCGCCCCAACCGAGCCAAUCGCGCAGGCUGUCACUCAAAGGGAAGCCGAAAUCCUCUGCUACCAAGACGUUAUGUCAACGGAAGAAUUUGAGGCCUUCCGUACAGUAGACUACGACAAGUCUGCCACUUCCGGGGAUCAAAUGACCCGAGCACCCACUAUCAACGCCAAAUUGGCUUCCAUUGAGGAAGCCAAUGCUAAGGAGCGCGAGGUGUACGGCAAAAACCUUACCUCUUUCACUAUCGCAGCAAACCAAGUUUGGCAUUACAUGAAAGCAUGCGUUGGAGACAACGCCCUCGAAGCCAUUGCGUCCAUUCGGGACCCACACGAAGCCUUCGAAAGACUCCGUGUCUUGUACGGACCACCAUCGCCCCAAAUCAAUAUUCAUCGUUGGAAGGCAUUAGCCGAGAUCCGCUACACUGGCAAAAAUGCUGCUGAGUACAUACGUCGCUUCCAACAGAUCCGAGUUGAGUGGGAAGAGUGCAUCGGUCACCGAGUCGAUUUCGAAACCGAAUACAGUGCUUUCAUAGCAUCAAUUCUCGACAAUCCCCGGUGUACUACUUUCGUCCAAAACUUCCAGCCAACCACCGCACAAGCGAUGUACCAUGAUUUCCUUACUUCGGAAACCAACCAACAGCCCUUCCAAAGCUUCCGGCCUACCGAAAAGGGUGAAUUUAUCGAUUCGCCAGAGCAUACCAUUCCCACGGUCUCCAGAAACAAGGGCAAAGAGGGCCAAUCUGCCAAGGAAUCCCCAAACUUCCAGCCUGCUGAUAAGCCUGGAACUCGAUGGUGCCCAUAUCACCAGCGAUGGGUCAAACACGCCGAAGAAGACUGCCGCGGGAAACCAACCCAGUUGAUCCCCGAGAAUCGACGCAUUGUCGCAGCUCCAUACAGCCACAACACUGAUUCAGUGCAAAUCAUGAAUCAACUUAGUGAUCUGUUGCCGUCAGCUCUCUAUUCCCCAGAUGUCGACCAUCCCAGACUUCCAGUACGCACCCACGUUGGCACAUCAACUUCCAAUGGUGCUCAAUACACCAAUUAUGCAGCUCCACACGUCGCAUCCGUCCCCGACAACCCUCAAUUGCGCCCAACCAUUCCUCCUCGCUCCCUCCGGGUGAUCAUCGACCCUUGCCGCGACGAAGCUACAAUUACCAAUUUAUUUGGCCACCGUGACCAUCAUUGA
Penicillium brevicompactum is the source of this 1365-nucleotide messenger RNA. RefSeq lists its product as uncharacterized. The record is from RefSeq and is a predicted model, not a curated record. The coding region runs from base 1 to 1365 and encodes 454 amino acids. NCBI's taxonomy places the organism in Eukaryota, Fungi, Ascomycota, Eurotiomycetes, Eurotiales, Aspergillaceae. The transcript has a single exon.